AAUCACUCCACCAACUCACACUAGACCGAAAAGAGAGAAACGAACUCUGAAGCGAGCGAAAAACUUUCGUUCAAAAAAUCAUGCCACCAGGUGCGAAGAAGAGAAAGGCGUUGAAGAAGAAGAAGCAGCAGGAACAACAGGAAUCGAUUGGAACAUGUACGAUCACUAAUGGCGAUAAACUCCAUGAGAAAGGACAUGGAAGCCAAGAUGAUAGGGAGAGUGAUGAUAGCAAUUCGAGUUCCCCUGCUUCUCAAGGAAAUGAGACAAAGGAUCCAUCUGCUUCUUUCGUGAAUGACAUUGCUGAAGAGAUAUCAGAUCUUGUUACUCAGAGACUAGGAUCAGAAAAUGGAAAUGCUAUUUCUGUUGAAAGAGGAACUGAUGACAAGAAGCUUAUUGUGGAGAAACCGCUCAUCUCCUCUUCUCAUGAUCCUUGUGUUAAGAAGAUCGCUCCUGUUGUCGAUUCUGUCUCCAAAGUAGUGAUCUCUGUAAAGAGCGAGCAUCCUGAGACCUUAACACACUUAAAUUUUGAUGAAAAGAAAGAGUAUCCUUCUACGGGACUGGAGAAAGGUAAUGGUGAGGUGGCUACUCUUCCUGAUUCUGCUGCUUUAAUAAGCAGAAAAGUAGAGAGUCUAAAAGAAUCUGAGGUUACAGUAUCAUCUGAGGAGAAGCGUCUCUCGUUGACUGGUCCACCAGCCGUCCGAACUUCGUGGUUAAGUUGCUGCGGUUUGUUUGAUGCAGUGACAGGAUCUGACAGAUAA
Eruca vesicaria subsp. sativa (arugula) is the source of this 758-nucleotide messenger RNA. NCBI's taxonomy places the organism in Eukaryota, Viridiplantae, Streptophyta, Magnoliopsida, Brassicales, Brassicaceae. The record is from the annotation of a GenBank genome assembly.